Molecule: messenger RNA, 1449 nt
Organism: Malania oleifera
Lineage: Eukaryota; Viridiplantae; Streptophyta; Magnoliopsida; Santalales; Ximeniaceae
Exons: 8
Coding region: 93-989 (298 amino acids)
Cellular component (GO): nucleus
Molecular function (GO): histone H4 acetyltransferase activity; histone H2A acetyltransferase activity; protein N-terminal-serine acetyltransferase activity
Source: RefSeq, a predicted model, not a curated record
GGUCACAGCCCCUCACAUUCGGCUUAUUUCUUGGGCUAAUUGGACCGUCCCGGUUCAGGACACCGAAACAAGGGAGACACCGGAGGGAGGAGAUGGGAGAUGGAUGUGUCGGUUUGUCGAUGGAGCCGAAGGAACUCAGCGGUGGUAGCGGCAAUCUCAGCAGCAACAAUACCGAAAGAGAAAGGCAGAUGAAACGAAGAAGAACAGAGAUACUGGAGAAGAAUAGGGCAAUUGAUGCCGCCAUUAAAGCAGCUUCUGCAGAGAAAGAUCAUCUCGCUUCGUUCCCAACCUUCCGUCAUUACGAUCGAAAUGGCUUGUCUGCAUACUUGGAAUCAGGUCAUGGGGAUAAGCUGUCUUCUUCCUUGAAGCGGUACAUUCGAUGCCUACUUAAGAUUAAUAUGGAGGGGCCGUAUGGAUCUGAGUGGCCUGUGGAAGAGAAGGUGAAGCAUAGGGAAAUGGUUGCUCCUGAAGCACGUUAUAUAUUUGUCUAUGAAGCCUCAAUUGCAUGUCGUAGUCAUAUGUGCACGCUAGAAAGGGAAAAAGAUUCUAAAUCUAGCCUAGAACACAAGUGGCCUGCUGUUGGAUUUGUACACUAUCGCUUUAUUGUUGAGGAGGAAAUACCUGUUCUUUAUGUGUAUGAAUUACAGCUUGAGAAUCAUGUACGAGGGAAAGGUCUGGGAAAGUUCUUAAUGCAACUAAUUGAGCUUAUUGCUUGCAAGACUGGCAUGGAAGCUGUGGUGCUAACUGUUCAAAAAGCAAAUGAGUCAGCUAUGAAUUUCUAUAUGAAUAAGCUAAGAUACAAAAUAUCAAGUAUGUCCCCGUCAAGAGUUGAUUCAUUGAUAGGCAUUAAGAAGAGCUAUGAAAUUCUUUGUAAGGUGUUUGAUCAUGAAGCUAAAUCCAUAUUGGAGGAGGCAGGGAACCAUUCAAUGCCAUGUAACAGCAGCUUAGGAGGAACUUUAUGCAAAGAAGAUGAGAAACGAAGUCCAUGAGCGUUUUAGGGGAUGGCCCAUGUGUCAGCAGGUGGCAUUUUCAGCCUGUAUGUUGUGGUUUACUGGUCAGUGCCUUUACGACUUGGUGGCAUUGCAGGUAACCAGAAAGUGAAUCUUAUUCACUUCCAACUGCUCAAAAAGGAUGAUCCCAUUCCAGGCAUUGAAUGUUGCUGUCUGUCAUGCAUGUGGGUCAGAUGGCCAACAGGUUUGUGAAGUGCCUACCAUUGCGCGUAUGGAAUGCUAUAAACUAAUUUAACUCUCAGUUACCUCCCACGUGCCGCACAUAUUCCCUUGCUUGCUGUGUCUUCAUUCCACUGUUAUUCAUGGUUUUGUAUCAUAAUCUUACCCUCCAGGAUGCUGGUCUGUUAAUUGUGUUAUUGCAUCUUCUGUUUAUGGGCGUGUUACUGCAUUUUCAAGGUAACCCACUAUAUAUUGUGGGCUCACUGGUCUUUGACCACCA